GCGCAAGUUCCCCGGCUUCGAGUUCGCAGACGCCGUCCCGCCCUCCGCCCGUGCAGCGGACAGGUCGUGCAUCUUCGAGGACGCGGCCGGUGCAGCUGGCUCGAAGAGCUUCUCCCUCAACGACGUCGGGUCUGUCUACGAGUGCCAGGCCCAGUGUGUCCGGUGGGCCCCCUGCGUGGCCGUGGAGUACGACGGAUCCCGCAAGCGCUGCCAGCUUUCGCCACGCCGGGCGUCCUCGACAAAGCCG
Molecule: messenger RNA, 247 nt
Organism: Prorocentrum cordatum
Lineage: Eukaryota; Dinophyceae; Prorocentrales; Prorocentraceae
Source: the annotation of a GenBank genome assembly